Rotaria sp. Silwood2 is the source of this 603-nucleotide messenger RNA. The record is from the annotation of a GenBank genome assembly. NCBI's taxonomy places the organism in Eukaryota, Metazoa, Rotifera, Eurotatoria, Philodinida, Philodinidae.
AUGUCGGAUUUUGAACCAGCAUUAACAGAGGUUCUUAGUAAUGAAGCUGCUUUUCUUUUACCAAUUAUUUCAAAUUUAAUUGAAUAUUAUUCAAAUGAAUUACAUGAUAAACAUGAUCCACCAUCACCUCUUUGUCUUAUUCUUUCAUCUACACGUGAAGUUGCUUUACAAACAGAACGUGAAGCAAGAAAAUUUGCAUAUCAAACUGCUGUAAUACUUUAUAGGUUCUGCUGUUGGUGUGGUCAUGAUAUGCUCGAUAUUUGCCAUCGUCUUCGAGAAGACUUUCAUAUUCUAUUAGCUCCUACCGGUCGUCUUAAAGAUAUGCUUGAAAAAUACCGAAUUUCAUUAACAAAAGUGAAAUAUUUCGUCCUUGAUCAAACCGAUCAAAGCUCUGGUUUACCAUCAAAAUAUGAACGUUUUACAUUUAUAUUUUCUGCAACAUUUUCUGAUAGAGUUCGAAUAUUAGCUCAACAUUUUAUACGUGGUAAUUAUAUCUUUCUUGUUGUUGGUAAACCUGAUGCUACUAAUGAAGAUAUAGCACAAACUAUUGAAGAAGUACCAAAUGCAUUUAAAAAAGAUCGAAUUUUUCAAUUACUUGAAUAA